Messenger RNA from Chiloscyllium plagiosum (whitespotted bambooshark), 1916 nucleotides. It is a transcript of the gene pemt, whose product is annotated as phosphatidylethanolamine N-methyltransferase. Gene Ontology annotation, biological process: phosphatidylcholine biosynthetic process. The record is from RefSeq and is a predicted model, not a curated record. NCBI's taxonomy places the organism in Eukaryota, Metazoa, Chordata, Chondrichthyes, Orectolobiformes, Hemiscylliidae. Gene Ontology annotation, molecular function: phosphatidylethanolamine N-methyltransferase activity.
AUGGAUGAAGGAAUCCCAGAGCAACGGUCCCUGCAGAAGUCUGAUAAGGGAGGGGAGUGGACAAUGUGUCUGGUGAUGGCAUCUUGCUGGAGGACUCCAUCUCCCAGAGGGCAGCGCGCUGGCGCGCAUGCGUUAACUUGCUACCCCCCUCCCCCCUCCUCCUCCAAAGCAGCCGACAUUCUCGGUGCGGGUAGGCGGCAGGUACGGAGAGGUCGAAACGAAAGCCCAAAGCGGUUGCACUUUGGAGAUCCGCUGCGACUCACGAACGAUUUAAACGUGGAGUGCUGCGGAGGCUUUGCCAAUUUGGAUUACGGCAAGAUCGACAUUUCAAUGAUGGCUGAAAUUUUCAACUACUUCGAUUGGACAGACUUGAAGUUCAAUAUAGCUAUCUUGGCUGUUGCUUUCAACCCAUUAUUCUGGAAUAUUGUCGGGCGAUGGGAACACAGAACAAGAUUUCUCACUAAGUUGUUUGGUUCUCCUUUCACUGCAUGUUACUGUGUAGCAGUCAUAAUUCUCCUGCUGAACGUCUACAGGAGUUACAGUUUUACUGAAGCAAUGAAGAUUCAACCCAAGAUUCAAGUCCUUGACAGUGCUGCAGCAUAUUAUAUAGGCCUUGGCCUGUUGCUAAUUGGUACUAUCCUUGUCCUGAGCAGUUUCUUUGCACUGGGAUUCAUCGGUACAUUUUUAGGAGACUAUUUUGGAGUUUUGAUGGAGGCCAAGAUAUUGUCUUUUCCUUUUAAUCUCAUGGAGAACCCUAUGUAUUGGGGGAGCACAUUAGUCUACUUGGGCUGGGCUGUCAUGAAUGCUAGUCCGACAGGACUGGUCCUCACUGCUUGGGUAGCAGCUGUGUACAAGGUUGCGAUUCUGGUUGAAAGCCCAUUCACAGAUGAAGUAUAUCGUCAAAAGGAAAAGGUUAUGAAAGAGAACUAAAUGGAUGGGACAUCUUGACAAGAUCUAAUUGGAUUCACUUGGAUCCCUCACUUUAUUCAGUUUGGAGCUACACUGAUUUAUGGAAGGUUUUCUAAUGUUUAAUAACUUUUAUUUAGUUAUACUCUACUAAUGAAGGUCCAAUCAAAUAUAGUUAAUUAAAGUUCUGUUGCCAACAUUGAAGGGUGAUACUCAGCAAUUUUUUUAAUGAUAACAAAAAUGCUAAAAUAUUUCAUUCAAUUCAAAGUAAUGAUGAUCUUAUUCGUAUUGCCAAUGGAUUAGUGUCGAAUUGUUUGGUAUUACCUCAUUGUAAAAGUACAUAUAAAUGGCACUGCCCACUAUCAAUCUGCCAAGACCUGGAUAGGUUGUUAAACAUAAAAAUACCAAAUUACGUCAUUCCAUUCAUUAAACUAAUACUGUCAAAGUAGAUCAUCCAAUCUUGCUAUGUCAGUGAUAAAUUUGCACAAGCAUUUCUUGCUGCUAUGCUAAUGAUCUUGUUAAUUCCUUUGAGUGUAGUGUUACCUUCACACUUGAUAACAUAAUGGUAAUACAGUAAGAAUGAUUUUUAACAGUAUGUUUCUCUUUGACAGCUGACAAGAUUAGAAUCAUUCAUAGAAAUUGGAUUUGUCAUUUCUAUUAAUCUGCCCAACAGACUUGCAGCAGAACAGUGCAAAUUGUUACAAAUCCUUGCCGAGCACUGUAUAAAAGACUAGAUGACCUACUGAAUACUGUUAUUUUUAUAUUAGAACACAGUACCAAUCAAAAAUAUUGCGCAGUUAGUGUUUCCAAUCAUUUUAUUUUGUGAACUCUUGCCUGUUAUUGACUAUUGUGCAAACCUGCUGGAUCCAGAAAUGUUACAGUUUUGCAAAGAUGUACUUUGACAGAGCGUAAUUUGAACAAUAAUAUCUCAAAUGUGGAUUAAAAUGUAUUCUAUAUUAAUGGAUAAGGAAAAUAUGUAUUUUUAAAUACAAUAGAAUCUGUUCCCUGUG